AUGACCACGCGAGGGUUAUUAGAAGAAAUCGCUCGGGAUCACUCCGUGGCACAAUACAUACAAUCCAUUGACCUCAGGGAGCCUGGAGAUGAGGAGGAAGAUGAAGAGGUAUCAAACUCUCUGGAGGCCGAGGUGCCUGAGACUCUGAAGAACUUGGUGCUCAUGUCGCCCUUCCUCGAAGCCUUCAAAGGGAAUCAUGUUGAUUGGAUCGAAGGAAUACGAUGGUCCACAGUCUAUGCAGAUGUCUUUCUCUUGACAUUGCUAUCUCAAGUGCGAAAGGUGGCAUUACACCCACGUUGGGAUGAACUACAUCCUUUUGAUCAUAGCAAUUUGACCAACGAACGUCUGUGGCCAGUCCUCGAGCAGAUUAUGCAUCGGGCGAAUCACGUUGAGGAAUUUCCUGAUGCGCCUUUGUCAAUGCUCUCCGUUGUAGAACCGGCUCGUGACUACGGCUAUGAAGAGAGGUCUCCAUUGACCCCCUUUGUGCCAUUUCUAGCUAUCAAUUCCGUAUCCGAUGUUUCCUUGUGCAGCUGCAUUUUUAAUGAUGAUGGGUAUACUGGAAUGGCCUUUGACCCAUUAGUCGAAUGCUAUAGCACAAAGUUGCGGAAAUUGAGCAUAGACGCGAGUAUUGCCGGCCCGCAUGAGUUAUCACAACUACUCUCGCGAAUUCCAAACCUCGAGAUAUUUGAAUUUUCUCACGAAACAAAGUGGCAUGGCUGCGGCCACAACUGGAAUGUCGCUGCAUUUUUGGAUGUUGUGCAGAAUGUCUGUGCGAAGACUCUCAAGAAAUUGUCUGUGACGAUAUCCACUUGUUGGGGCAACAAAGGAGCCACAUUGGUUGAUAUGACUCAUUUUCAGAAAUUGGCUGAGCUUGAAUUGGACAUCGACAUGUUGUGCAGUCCCCCAUAUGAUCCGUCAAUGAUAGACGUGGAAUGGGGUGAAUUUGAGUCAGUUGGUGGCAGUCCAGCCUGGCCCAAACUGACGGAUAUGUUGCCGACAUCUAUUGAAGCGGUCAGCUUGUAUCUCAACACAUUCAGCGAUGAUCAUCUGAAGUGUAUCACUCAUUUAAUUGACGGUAUUUCAGAUGCUCGGGUCACAACGCUGCCCCGUUUGGACAAACUGAGCCUUUUUGUGCGUAUGGAUUCGGUCCCGACAAUUCCUGACGUGGCACUCCAGAGUUUGAAUGAUGCGAAGAGAAGUGGUUUUUCGAUUAUGGAACUCGGUAAAUCCGUUCCUCUUCUAUAG
Penicillium coprophilum is the source of this 1245-nucleotide messenger RNA. RefSeq lists its product as uncharacterized. Bases 1 to 1245 code for a protein of 414 amino acids. The record is from RefSeq and is a predicted model, not a curated record. Lineage: Eukaryota; Fungi; Ascomycota; Eurotiomycetes; Eurotiales; Aspergillaceae. The transcript has a single exon.